Messenger RNA from Arvicanthis niloticus (Nile rat), 3541 nucleotides. RefSeq names its product dopamine receptor D1 (gene Drd1). NCBI's taxonomy places the organism in Eukaryota, Metazoa, Chordata, Mammalia, Rodentia, Muridae. The record is from RefSeq and is a predicted model, not a curated record. Gene Ontology annotation, cellular component: plasma membrane. Gene Ontology annotation, molecular function: G protein-coupled receptor activity; dopamine neurotransmitter receptor activity, coupled via Gs. Gene Ontology annotation, biological process: adenylate cyclase-activating adrenergic receptor signaling pathway; G protein-coupled dopamine receptor signaling pathway; vasodilation.
GGGGGGACAGCAAUCUAUAGGUGGGCAAGGUAGCAGGAGGGGCGCUGCUUCCCUGGAUACCUGGUCUGGGAUUCCUUUCCCAAAUCCGUCCCAGAGAUUUUUCUGCAUCAAGAGGGGAACAUUUGCUAUGCUGGCGGGACUCAAUGUGGGAGCUCCAGGGGUUUGGGGAGCAGUGACCCUAAAGCAAGGGCAUUUGGAGAGAUGUGGCGCCAGGGGCUUGGAUGUAAAAUACAUGUAUUUUAGGCUGUGCCUCAGAAGAAGAGGCAGCAUCCCUGAAAAGUGACUGAAAUUGACCAGGAAGAGGUCUCAGACUCUUAGAGUACGUUUAAAAGCCUAUGCGCACCUCGGGGGGAAUCUAGGGACCAGCCGAUGCCAGGGCCAGUGACCUGGAGCACUGAACCCAGAAGACAGGUGGAAGGCAAGGGAGUCUUUUUACCGGCAUGGCGUGGAUUGCUACAGGGAUGCUCCUGGUUGAACACCACUGUCCUUUAGUUCGGGCAGCAACUGGGGCUGGACAAGGGGCUGGGUGGUGAGUGAUUGGGGGAAGUCCGGCUAAGCCUGGUCAAGAACUUGAGGGCCAAGCCACCAGAAGUGUUUUCCUUCUGGAAGAUGGCUCCUAACACUUCUACCAUGGAUGAGGCCGGGCUGCCAGUGGAGAGGGAUUUCUCCUUUCGCAUCCUCACAGCCUGUUUCCUGUCGCUGCUCAUCCUGUCCACUCUCCUGGGGAAUACCUUAGUCUGUGCCGCUGUCAUCAGGUUUCGACACCUGAGGUCCAAGGUGACCAACUUCUUUGUCAUCUCUUUAGCUGUGUCAGACCUCUUGGUGGCUGUCUUGGUCAUGCCCUGGAAGGCUGUGGCUGAGAUUGCUGGCUUCUGGCCCUUUGGGUCCUUCUGUAACAUUUGGGUAGCCUUCGACAUCAUGUGCUCCACGGCAUCCAUCCUUAACCUCUGUGUGAUCAGCGUGGACAGGUACUGGGCUAUCUCCAGCCCUUUCCAGUAUGAGAGGAAGAUGACCCCCAAGGCAGCCUUCAUCCUGAUUAGUGUAGCAUGGACUCUGUCUGUUCUCAUAUCCUUCAUCCCUGUGCAGCUAAGCUGGCACAAGGCAAAACCCACAUGGCCCUUGGAUGGCAAUUUUACUGACCUGGAAGACACUGAGGAUGACAACUGUGACACAAGGUUGAGCAGGACAUAUGCCAUUUCAUCGUCCCUCAUAAGCUUUUACAUCCCCGUAGCCAUUAUGAUCGUCACCUACACCAGUAUCUACAGGAUUGCUCAGAAGCAAAUCCGGCGCAUCUCAGCCUUGGAGAGGGCAGCGGUCCAUGCCAAGAAUUGCCAGACCACUACAGGUAAUGGAAACCCUGUCGAAUGCUCCCAGUCAGAAAGUUCCUUUAAGAUGUCUUUUAAGAGAGAGACUAAAGUCCUGAAGACACUGUCUGUGAUCAUGGGGGUAUUUGUAUGCUGCUGGCUCCCUUUCUUCAUUUCAAACUGUAUGGUACCCUUCUGUGGCUCUGAGGAGACGCAGCCAUUCUGCAUUGAUUCCAUCACCUUCGAUGUAUUUGUGUGGUUUGGGUGGGCAAAUUCCUCCCUGAACCCCAUUAUUUAUGCUUUUAAUGCUGAUUUUCAGAAGGCAUUUUCAACCCUCUUAGGAUGCUACAGACUCUGCCCUACAACAAAUAAUGCCAUAGAGACAGUAAGCAUCAACAACAAUGGGGCUGUGAUGUUUUCCAGCCACCAUGAGCCCCGAGGAUCCAUCUCCAAGGACUGUAAUCUGGUGUACCUGAUCCCUCACGCUGUGGGCUCCUCUGAGGACCUGAAGAAGGAGGAGGCUGGUGGAAUAGCUAAGCCACUGGAGAAGCUGUCCCCGGCCUUAUCAGUCAUAUUGGACUAUGACACGGAUGUCUCUUUAGAAAAGAUCCAACCUGUCACACACAGUGGACAGCAUUCAACCUGAAUAUUGGAUUCUCAUCUCUGAAGUAACAAGUUUCCUAGGGCUUGCUGUUAAGGAAUUAACACGAGAUCCCUCUGCUGCUUUCGGACAAUUACAAAGCUUCUCAAACUCACUGAUUCCAGUGUAUUCUCUAGCCACAAGGGAAAUGACUUCGGCUCUGAAAUCAUUUUUUGAAGCAUUAUCUUAGGACAUUAUAUAUAUGUUAAAAAAAAAAAUAGGACCAAAAGUCAACUGUAAACAGCUUCACUUAAAAAUCAAACUUUCCAGGAAGGAAGUGUGAGAGCUGAGUUCGCUGUAUCCAAACAGGUGCUAAAACUGUCUGAGCAGUUUUCAGAUUGUAAAGGUAGGUGCAUGCCUUUGUUAAUUAAUUUCUCCAACAAUAACUGAGCCUUACAGCAAGAGUGGGAUUUCUUUUUUCUCAGAAUUGACAGAUGUAUUGUUGAUAACGGUUUUAUUAUUUAUUUAUUUAUUUAUUGUAUUAUAUGAAUAUUUUAAAUCUAUCAUAGUGAAUCUAUAUUUAGCAUAUUUAAUAGAACAAACCAAUGUUAAAUCUGAGACUGAACUGUCCAUUGUACUAGCACUUUAUGAGCCAAUGAAACAAACACAUAGACUAUGAGAUCCUGAAUUGUGAAUUACUUCUGGGAACACAGCAAAGAUUGUUGUGGUGGUUCUGUAAUUCAACACAGACACAUGCAAGAUGUGAAGUGACUAACACCACUGAUGAUUCUCCCCCCCCCCAAAGAAAUUCUGAAAAGUUCUGUUUUUUUUUAAAAAGAAGCGACUAUUUAUUGUGUUCUGAAUGUUUUAAAUGGCAGAGGCUUUCCCCGGGGCGAAUUUGCACUUCUGUAAAUAACUAUGUAAAAGCCAGCUCAAGAAGAAUACAACUUUAGAUUUCUGUCUUUGGAUGGCGGGGAAGAGCAUAUGCCACUUUGUAUUUAUGUAAAAUAAUUGGCCCUCCCUGUCAUUUCUCAUUUCAUGCUUGAAAUAGCUUUCUGAAACAAACAAAUGGCUGUCCAGGAUUAAGAUGUCAGCACUGUGAAUGAGCUGUAACUUCAUAGGUCAUAGCAGCCCCUCCGAUAGUUCGGCUCAUCACUGGCUCUUCAUCUGCCCAGGUCUAACCAAGCCGGCUGCCCAAGGGGCUAGUUUUGUAGUGAUUUAAUCCAUGUAGUAUCCUCUCUAAUGAAUGGCACCUCAUAGUUGCAUAAUACACUUGUGUUGGUGGGGGGAGUAGAAGAGCCCCUUCCCCAUGUGUGUUGAGCACCACAAAGCCAUCAGCAUCACUGGCCACAAAUGCUAAUUUUUUUUCUCUGUGGUUUUGAAUCUAGUUUCCAAGUCAUAGCCUGGACUGCAAAAAGUACCAUCAAGUCCCCUGGAGUCGGGGCAUUGCAACAGUGUUUCUUUUGUGGUUUAAAAUGUUUACAAGGUGUUCUUUGGAAGCAGUUGCAACAUGUGGAUGGAACUGAAGAAAAGAUUGUCUGGCUUGCCAACAGUAUCUCUUGCAGGGGUCUGUGUUACGUACUUUGAAUGUUUUCUCAGCUCUACCACGUGUAUGCUUUCUUACAUACAAUAAAAUUAUUUUGUGAAUUCAAACCAA